GUGGAAUUCUUUGGUGUAAACAAUAUGGUGGUGUAAUUGACCAACAAUGUAAAAACAUGUCACUGUAAUUUGAAAUAAAUCACAAUGGACACAGAUAUUUUACGUAUUAGUUGUGCAAGGAUAGGUAAAUGGAUGGUUCAAGGCCCUGGUUAGCUGUCAACCGCUAAGCGCUCGAUAUGACGACAGAGAAGCUUGUUUUUAAACUGGACCACCCGCAUGGAACUAGUGAAGUUUUCAUUAGCUGGCAACGAGGAAAUGGUGUUUACCUGGCCACUACUGGCGCUGAUCAGACAGUCGAAAUAUACAACAGACAUGGGAAGAGAAUAGAAAAAAUAAGAUUACAAGGCCAGACUCAAGAAUUCAGUGGGCUGAAUAACUCAGGAAAGGUUAGUGUGUCGCAGCACAGGCACAAGAUGGGGUCCGAUGCUGAAAUCCAAACGCUUGCCAACACCCGCAUUCAUGUGUGCACAGGAUUUGACUGGGAUGUUGAUGGUGACCAUCUUGCCAUUAUUACAUCGAACUCCUCACAUUUAACCUUGUGGGAUGCAAACACGACAAAGAAGUCACACAUUGAUAUUGGCCUGCGAGAUCCUAUGAGUUGCAUCAUUUGGGCCAAGAAGGGAUCACUGGUUGCUGUUGGUACCUCACGAGGAAAUCUUGCAAUAUAUAAUCACAGUACAGCAAAAAGGGUGCCAAUUUUAGGCAAGCACAAUAAACGCAUCAGCUGUGGAUCAUGGAGUGCAGAAGGACUUUUGGCUUUAGGAUCUGAAGAUCGUUCAUUAUCUAUCAGCAACAAUGAGGGAGAUACCCUGAAAAUGAUAUCUUUGCGUGCUGAGCCGAGUGAUAUCCAAUUUUCUGAAAUGAAAAUGGAUGAGAGGCUUGGAAGUGAAAAUACAGUCAGUCUUCUGGUGGGAAAGCGAACACUUUUCCUUUACAAUCUUCAUGACCCUGACAAUCCUGUGGAGUUAGCAUUCCAACAACGAUAUGGCCAUGUUGUCACAUACAAAUGGUUUGGUGAUGGAUAUAUUCUGCUCGGGUUUAGUGCUGGUUACUUUGUGGCCAUAUCGACACACAUAAAGGAAGUGGGCCAAGAGUUGUUCCAAGUAAAGAAUCACCGAGAUAAUCUGAAUGAUAUAGCUCUUUGUCGGUGCAUAGGGAAAGUUGCUUCCUGUGGAGAUAAUACAGUGAAAGUGCACGAUGUGAGCAACCUUCAGGAAACAAGUGCUGUACUCACACUAGAGGAUGAGGUCGGAGCACAACACCUUGCAUGGAGUGAGGAUGGGCAGCUACUCGCUGUUGCUGCAAAAGGUGGAAAUGUAUUUGUUUUCCUCAGCCGGCUACCGCAGCUGUCUGCGACCAACGCGUGCCGUGUUGCAGUUCUUACUUCCCUCACAGAACUUACUGUCUUUUCUUGUGAUGCAGAUGGCAAGAGUAAGGCAUCAGGAGUUGUUGAAUUGGCAGUGGAGCCAAAUUUCAUAGCCCUGGGUCCAUACCACUGUGCAGCAGGCAUGAACAAUCAUGCAUGGUUUUACGAGUUGGGACAGCAGCCAGUACAGAGUUUAUCAGAGCAUCAGUAUGUGGGAACUGUCAACAGUCUCCAGCUAGGACCUGAAUAUGCCUCAGCUCUUACCGAGGGUAAAGUGCAACUGCAUCUGAUUGAACCAGGCAAUGGUGAUGAAGAUCGUGAAAUGAAGAUGUUCCCAGAUGAAACCAAGCAGGAAAUGAACAUCACAUGCCAUUCUCUUACAACUGAUUUCCUGAUAUAUGCUACUGAUAUGGGCCAUAUCCAUUACUUCUUCAUUGAAGACUGGAAGAUAGUGGUAGAUUUUCAGCACACUAUUGGAAUACGCAGUAUCUACUCAAACCAAAGUGGAAGCCGUGUCAUUUUCAUUGAUGACAAGAGUGAAGGAUACAUUUAUAAUCCUGUGACCGAUCAGGCUCUGAAGAUCCCUGACUUGCCAGCAAAAUGUCGUGGAGUACUUUGGGACUCAGCUACUGAAGGACGAGACACGUUUGCUGCUUUUGAUGACUCUGAAAUUGUAAUAUAUGUGUACAUAAGAAAUUCUGUCAACGGAACGGCUGUGGAACAAGUGAGUACUACUCGACUGCCAGCCAACCAGGUGCCUGUAUUGAUGGUCGGUACACAAGUAGAGCUGGUUACACUUGCUGGACGGCUCAUGUCACUUCCUCUGGGACCACAACCCCCUGCUGGAGCCUCUACAUCCAUUGACUACCUGGAGGAACUGCUGCAGCACCAAAUCACACUGUGCAGAUUCUCAGAUGCAUGGAAAACAUGCAAACUGUUGAACACCAAGGAAUCGUGGACACGUUUAGGAGAAGCAGCUCUGAAAAAUCUUGAAGUAGAAUUUGCCAUUCAAGUGUAUCAAGAAAUUGAUGAUGCAGGAAUGGUUUGGGCCCUUGAGAAUAUCCAAGAUGAGGAAGACAGGCGACUAUUAACUGGUCAUAUGGCAGUAUUCUUAAAGAACUUCGAUAAGGCUCAGGAAUGGUAUUUGUCAUCAAGUGAACCUGUGACAGCUUUGCACAUGCACCGGGACCUUUUGCAGUGGGAUCGUGCCCUGCAGUUGGCCAGUAAGCUCGCGCCACACCAGACACCAUUCAUUGCGAAGGAAUAUGCCCAGCAGCUUGAAUUUACAGGAAAUUAUGCUGAAGCAUUAAUCCAUUAUGAACAAGGGCUGGCUGAGGCUACGGACAGUCUUAAGGAUGCCGAAAGCGGCAGUGAGCAGCAUGUUGCCGUGUGCAGAGCUGGUGUCGCUCGGACUUCGAUUCGCUGUGGUGAUGUACGCAGAGGUGUUGCUAUUGCAAUGGAUAUUGCUAGUAGCCCUCAGCUUAAGAAGGAAUGUGCAGACAUACUGGAAGGAAUGAAGCACCUGGCAGAUGCAGCUCUGCUCUAUGAGAAAGGGCAGUUUUUUGAGAAAGCAGCAUUAACAUACAUUCGACUGAAAAAUUGGUUUAAAGUUGGUGAGCUGCUCUCACACAUCUCAUCUCCAAAAAUACAUAUUCAGUAUGCUAAGGCGAAGGAAGCAGACGGCAGCUACCGUGAGGCUGUAGCUGCAUAUGAGGCAGCACGAGACUUUGACAAUGUCAUCCGUGUUAACCUCGAUUAUCUGAAUAAUCCUGAGGAUGCAGUUGACAUUGUAAGAAAAACAAAGAGCUUAGAGGGCGCAAAGAUGGUGGCCAAGUUUUUUCAAAGACUUAAUGACUAUCAGUCUGCAAUUCGCUUCCUGGUAAUGUCACAGUGCUACGAUGAAGCCUUUCAGCUUGCAAGGCAGCAUGGGCAGAUGGAAUUGUAUGGGGAAAUAUUGUCAAGCUCAGUAGAAAUUGAUCCAAGACCAGAUGAUUUUAGAAGCCUUGCUCUCCAUUUUGAAACAGAAAAAAAUAGCCUUUUGGCUGGAAAAUAUUAUUUUCAUGCUGGGGAUUAUAAUAAGGCCUUGAAACACUUAAUGAAAGUACUUAAAACCAAUUCUGAAGAUCCUCAAGCCAUAUCUUAUGCAAUUGACGUUGUGGGUGUCGCAAAUGAUGAACACAUUGCCAAUCAGCUCAUAGAAUUUCUUUUGGGGGAUACGGAUGGCGUUCCAAAGGAUCCAAAAUAUUUGUUUCGUCUUUAUAUGGCAAGGAAGCAGUACAGAGAAGCAGCCAAAACUGCACUAAUUAUAGCCAAUCAAGAACAAGUAAAUGGUAAUUACAGAAAUGCUCAUGACGUAUUGCUGGGUAUGUACCAGGAGCUUCGUAGAAAUGGUAUUCGUAUACCAUCUGAAAUGCAGAUCAAUCUAUCCCUACUGCACUCCUACAUCCUUGUACGCCUGCAUGUUCGUCAAGGACAACAUGCAAAAGGUGCACGGAUGCUGAUCCGAGUUGCCAAAAAUAUCUCAAAAUUUCCUUCUCAUAUUGUUCCUAUCUUGACAUCCACUGUGAUAGAAUGCUCACGAGCAGGUCUCAGGAAAUCAGCAUUCACUUAUGCUGCAAUGCUCAUGCGCCCUGAAUAUCGCUCUCAGGUGGAUCCAAAAUAUGCAAAGAAAAUUGAAGCAGUAGUAAGGAAACCAACAAGAGGAGCUCCUGAAGAAGAUGAAUCAGUUUCUCCUUGCCCAUAUUGUAAUUCUGAUCUUCCCGACACAGAAUUACAGUGUCCUCGCUGCAAGAACACUAUCCCCUUUUGCAUUGCUACGGGGCGUCAUAUUGUCAAGGAUGAUCUCACAGCCUGUCCACAUUGUGAUUUUCCAGCUAUAUAUACAGAACUCAUCACGAUUGUUCAGUCAGGCGAACCGUGUCCGAUGUGUUCAGAAAAUAUAGAUCCUAACGAUCUUACAAGGAUACAAAGUGCAGAACUAUAUCUCUUCCCACAAGGACAAGAAUGAAGAUAUAAUUCCAGUCCUCCUACAGUAAUAAUGAAAUUGCCAUAAAACAUUUAACACUGAGAAAACUCAGUAAAACAAGAAAUGGAAUCACUUUCAGCAGGAACACCACUACGUUUACUGAAACUGGAGGUUUCAUUACCAAAAAUGCCUUCUUUAGAUGAAAAUAGGAAAUAAAAGAAAAAAUUAUGUGAAGGGAGAUAUGUGAGAAAGCACCUGAUAAUUGGAGAGCAUCCAUCAGUCAUUGCAAAAAUGUUCUGGAUAUUAGGAAAUGUCUUUCUGUGGACUAUUUUCUCUUAUCUUCUGCAUACUUUAGUUUCUCGUGUUCCCAAAUGAAGAAUUUCUGCCACCACUGGGUAAAAUUUUAGUAAUGUGUUUUAUGUUUGUAACGAUUGGCACCAAAAUUGCUCCUGUGAAACAUGCAAUUUUUCUAUCUAUACUUUCUGAAAUUUGUAGCUUUUAUUCGUGAUUUUAUUGUGUACACACAGAUGUUACAUACACUUUGCUUUAAAAGUUUGAUUCCCUCCCUUAUUUUAUAAUAAAAAUAUAACUUAUUUAACUAGAUGUU
Schistocerca nitens (vagrant locust) is the source of this 4938-nucleotide messenger RNA. It is a transcript of the gene Oseg6, whose product is annotated as WD repeat-containing protein 19. The record is from RefSeq and is a predicted model, not a curated record. Gene Ontology annotation, cellular component: intraciliary transport particle A; cilium. Bases 177 to 4373 code for a protein of 1398 amino acids. Gene Ontology annotation, biological process: cilium assembly; intraciliary retrograde transport. Lineage: Eukaryota; Metazoa; Arthropoda; Insecta; Orthoptera; Acrididae. Gene Ontology annotation, molecular function: protein binding. The transcript has 26 exons.